Messenger RNA from Pistacia vera, 1785 nucleotides. RefSeq lists its product as uncharacterized. The coding region runs from base 66 to 1082 and encodes 338 amino acids. The transcript is spliced from 2 exons. The record is from RefSeq and is a predicted model, not a curated record. NCBI's taxonomy places the organism in Eukaryota, Viridiplantae, Streptophyta, Magnoliopsida, Sapindales, Anacardiaceae.
ACGUCAGAAUUUUUUUACCAUCCAAACACGUUUCAAGUCCACCCAGAAAAAAGAAUCAAACAAGAAUGGAACAGAACUCCAACAGAGCUGAAGCUGAACGCUUGCUCGGAGUGGCGGAGAAGCUCCUUAGCCAAGGCGAUUUUAACGGGUCAAAAGAGUUCGCGAUCCUCGCCCAAGAAACCGAACCUCUGUUAGAAGGCUCAGAUCAGAUCUUAGCCGUAGCCGACGUCCUCCUCGUUGCGGACAAACGCAUAAAUAACCAUCACGAUUGGUACUCCAUCUUACAAAUCGACCGUCGAUCUGACGAUCAGGAUCUCAUCAAGAAACAGUUCCGCAGGCUCGCGCUGCUCCUCCACCCUGACAAAAACAAGUACCCUUUCGCAGAUCGAGCCUUCAAGCUCGUGGCCGAUGCCUGGGCUGUUUUAUCCGACACACGGAAGAAAUCGCCGUACGAUCACGAGCUAAUUCUUUUUACUAAGGUCGAUUUAAAAAAUUCUGAUUCCACCCACCAAGGUAAAUUGCCCGUGAGAAGAGGCCGGUCGCAGAACAGUACAAAGAAAAAUAAUCAUAAUCGGCAGGAGGAGGAGCAGCGAUCAAAAUUGUCAACUUUCUGGACAACGUGUCCGUACUGUUAUAUAUUAUACGAGUAUCCAAAGGUUUAUGAGAAUUGUUGUUUAAGAUGUCAGAAUUGUCAAAGAGGAUUUCAUGCAGUCUUAAUACCGAAAUUGCCUCCGUUGGUUCCGGGGAAGGAGGCUUACUAUUGUUGCUGGGGGUUCUUUCCGAUGGGGUAUUCAGCUGCGAAUCCGGAAAAUGGUGUGGCGACACCUCCAUCUACGUCAGGGUUUCCUAAUUGGAUGCCGCCGAUGUUUCAGGGUGGUGGUGGUGGUAGUGGUAGUGGUGUUGUGGCAGCGGGACCCAAGGUUGGUAGUGGUGGUGUUGGUGGUGGUGUUGGUGGUGGUGGUGGUGGUGUUGGAGUUGGUGUUGGUGUUGGUGUUGAGGCUCAGGGUGGGAAUGUUAAAGUUAUUAAUGAUCAGCAAGUGGUGCUUAAGAAAAGAGGAAGGCCAAGGAAGAGUCCUAUUUAGCUUUAACCAGGAGGCUAGGUCGGGUUAUAAGAUGUCUAUAAGGAUGAUAAGCAAUGCAAUUUUCAGCGAGCGAUUUUGGUGGAUGUGAUGAUAGGGGUAGGAGUGGAGAAUGAUGAAUGAAUGCUCAGCUGCGUAUGUUUUGUGAAAUUUCUAGAUGGUGACAAUUUAUUGGUAAUAAACAGAACAGUGGCAGAGCAAUACAUGGUUAGAUUUGGUGUGUAAGGGAAACUCUCGUCUGCUCUUGAAUUUCUUGGUUUGUUAUCCAAAAAUGGAUUAGAAAAUUGCAGUUAUGGACAUCAAAGCUGGUAGAUUUAUUAAGUAAUGUUAAGUUGAUGAACAUCUAUUGCUGUUGACUUCUAUGAUGUGAUCAACAUCCAAUUUCCUCAUUUUCACCUUGAGGACAAAGAGGAGAAGGGGCAUUUUUUCUCCUUGAGGACAAAGAGGAGAAGGGGCAUUAGUGGGCAGAAGGGCAAUAAGAGAGAGUUAGAGGAAUAAUCCAUGUGGAAUUAUUAGUGGGGAAUCAAGUGUGCAUAUAAAUUGAGCAAAUAUCGUGAAAAGGGGUUAAGUUGUUUUCUUAGUGAAUAUUGGUGGGAGGCUACUAGCACCUCGAAAUGCUAAUAUGUAUGUUUCUUUUUUGCUUAAUAAUUUUCCUUUGAAUGUUAUUGCAUCUGUUACUCUUUUAUCAAUAUAAUUCAUAUCAAUA